This is a messenger RNA of Setaria italica (foxtail millet), 4459 nucleotides long. RefSeq lists its product as uncharacterized. Gene Ontology annotation, molecular function: zinc ion binding; NADP binding; NAD binding. NCBI's taxonomy places the organism in Eukaryota, Viridiplantae, Streptophyta, Magnoliopsida, Poales, Poaceae. Gene Ontology annotation, biological process: carbohydrate metabolic process. The record is from RefSeq and is a predicted model, not a curated record.
CAUUUCGCUUGCUCACUCGAUCCGCUUCCCUGCUUCCGCUCCGCUCCGCUCUGCUCUGCUUCGGGUCGUCGCCGGCGGGAGCAGAGCACACCCACCCCGCGCGGAGCGAUGUCAUCGGCCGCGGCCGCGGCUGCCAUGGCCUUCGUCGGCUGCGACGAGCUCAGCGUCGAGCUCGCCGCCUCCUUCCUUCGCUCCGGCGCCUGCGUCCGCUGCUUCGUCCCCGACCCCGAGGCGGCGGACCAGUCGGCGUCGGCGGCGCUCGCGGAGUUGAGCGGCUUGCUCCGGUGCGCGAGCCCCGCGGAAGCGGCCCGAGAUUCCGAGCUGGUGAUCGUGCUGACCGACGCGGAUGGGGUUGAUGAGCUGUUCUUCGGAGUUGAGGGUAUAGCGGAAGGUUUGAGCCAGGGUGCUGUUGUAUUGAUUCGGUCGACACUGCUUCCUAGCCAGCUGGAGAAGCUGGAUCAGAAACUUGCAGAUGAAAAGAAGGAUGUCCUUCUUCUUGAUGGGUACAUUUUCAGUGGUCUUUCCGAUGAAUUGAAGCAACAUAUUGUUGUUGUAGCAUCUGGGAGACAGGAUGUAGCAGAAAGAGCAAGACAGUUUUUCAAUGGUCUAGACAAAACCAUUUACUUUGCUGAAGGUGAAUUUUGCACUAGCAGCAAAAUUAGGCUAGUGAAUGAUUUGCUGGAGAGCAUUCAUUUUAUUGCAUCUGUUGAAGCAAUGUAUCUUGGUGUUCGAGCUGGGAUUCAUCCAUCUAUUAUCUAUGACAUAAUAUCAAAUGCUGCUGGAAGCUCAAGGAUAUUUGUGGAGUUAGUUCCUAAACUUCUGACUGAGGAUCCUUUGCUUAUUGACUUUUUAAACUCGUCAAAGAAAAGUGCAAGCUAUGUGAUGGAUAUGGCUAAAGCAGUAACGUUUCCACUGCCACUUCUGGGUGUUGCUUAUCAACAAUUGAUACAUGGUUCUUCAGCAGUAAUUGGAGAUGGAUCUGCCUCACCCCUGAAGGUGUCUACAAGCCAACAAUGGCCAGGUUUGAAGAUUUAGGAGGAUCAACAAAAGGUUCUCCGGAGGAAGUAGCAAAAGAUGUGGAAAUACUUAUUAUCAUGGUUGCAAAUGAGUUUCAAGCUGAUAGUGUUCUUUAUGGAAAUGCUGGUGCUGUACCAGUGCUGUCAGCUGGAACAUCUGUCAUCCUAUCUUCUACAGUUUCUCCUGGAUUUGUGAUCCGCCUCAACAAGAGAUUAGAAGCUGAAUGCCGAGAUAUAAAGUUGGUUGAUGCUCCGGUAUCUGGUGGUGUCAAAAGGGCAGCAGAUGGGACACUAACUAUAAUGGCUUCAGGAACAGAUGAAGCUCUGCAUGGCACGGGUGCUGUUCUAUCAGCACUAAGUGAGAAAUUGUAUAUCAUCAAAGGAGGAUGUGGAGCUGCAAGCUCUGUUAAGAUGGUGAACCAACUUCUUGCUGGGGUUCAUAUAGCCUCAGCAGCUGAAGCCAUGGCAUUUGCUGCUCGACUAAAUUUGAGAACAAGAAGAGUUUUCGAAAUUAUGCAACACUCAAGAGGUUAUUCAUGGAUGUUUGGAAAUCGUGUGCCACACAUGCUCGAUAAUGAUUAUACACCCUAUUCUGCAGUGGAUAUAUUUGUCAAGGAUCUUGGUAUAGUAUCUUGUGAAAGUUCCAAUUCGAGGAUCCCAGUGCAUGUCUCUAAUAUUGCUCAUCAGCUAUUUAUUUCAGGAUCUGCUUCUGGGUGGGGCCGAUAUGAUGAUGCUGCUGUUGUCAAGGUCUAUGAGACAUUAACUGGUGUUAAAGUAGAAGGGAAGCCUCCCAUGCUUAGUAAAGAAGAUGUCCUUCGUUCUCUUCCUGCUGAAUGGCCAGAAGAUCCAAUGGAUGAUAUUGUUUCUAUUACAUCUUGUAGUAGCAAAAAGAUUCUUGUAGUUUUAGAUGAUGAUCCAACUGGGACGCAAACAGUACAUGAUAUAGAAGUUUUAACUGAAUGGCCUGUUGAAGCUCUUGUCGAACAGUUUCUGAAGCUACCAACUUGCUUUUUUAUUUUGACAAACUCCCGUUCAAUGACUGCUGAUAAGGUCAUGUUGCUAGUACAAACUAUCUGCAGAAAUCUCGAAGCUGCAGCAAAGAAUGUCCCUGGUGUUAGUUAUACAGUGGUCUUGAGAGGUGAUUCAACUCUACGUGGUCAUUUCCCAGAGGAAGUUGAUGCAGCUGUCUCAGUAUUAGGGGAGAUGGAUGCUUGGAUAAUCUGUCCAUUUUUCCUCCAAGGUGGACGAUACACUAUUAAUGACAUCCACUAUGUUGCAGACUCUGACAGAUUAAUACCUGCUGGUGAAACUGAGUUCGCCAAGGAUGCAACUUUUGGCUAUAAAUCCUCCAAUCUCAGACAGUGGGUUGAAGAGAAGACUAGAGGACGCGUUUCCGAGAAACAAUUAUCAACAAUUUCCAUAGAUCUCUUGCGUAAACAAGGACCAAAUGCAGUCUGUCAGCAGCUCUGUAGCUUGGAGAAGGGCUCUGUGUGCAUCGUCAAUGCUGCUAGUGAGAAGGACAUGGCCGUAUUUGCUUCUGGAAUGAUUCAGGCUGAAUUGAAAGGAAAGAAAUUUCUGUGCCGCACUGCUGCAAGUUUUGUAAGUGCAAGGAUUGGGAUCAAGCCAAAGCCACCUAUCUGUCCAAUUGACCUAGGCUUAAAAAGAGCUUUAACUGGAGGCCUCAUAGUUGUUGGUUCCUAUGUGCCAAAAACUACAAAGCAGGUUGAUGAGUUGCGGUCACAGUGUGGGUCAUCCCUUCGAGUAAUAGAGGUGUCUGUUGAGAUGGUUUCAAUGAAAUCAACGGAGGACAGAGACCAAGAAAUCAGCCGAGUUGUUGAACUAGGAAAUGCUUACAUACAAUCCAGAAAAGACACUCUAGUUGUCACCAGCCGCCAGCUCAUUACUGGAAAAACUCCUGAAGAAAGCUUAGAAAUUAAUUGUAAAGUGAGUUCAGCGCUAGUGGAGAUUGUGAAAAGGAUUGAUAGUAAACCUCAUUACAUCAUCGCAAAGGGAGGAAUCACGUCAUCUGAUAUUGCUACAAAAGCUUUGGAAGCUCGGCGUGCCAAAGUAAUGGGACAAGCAUUAGCUGGUGUACCAUUGUGGCAGCUUGGUCCUGAGAGUAGAUUCCCCGGUGUACCUUACAUUGUUUUUCCUGGUAAUGUUGGUGAUAACAGUGCUCUUGCUAAAGUGGUAAAAAAUUGGGCUUCCCCAUCUAGAAGUUCUACAAAAGAACUUCUUCUUAAUGCGGAGAAGGGUGGUUAUGCCAUUGGUGCCUUUAAUGUGUAUAACCUUGAAGGAGUUGAAGCCGUUGUUGCAGCAGCAGAGGCUGAAAAUAGUCCUGCAAUCCUGCAGAUUCAUCCCAGUGCUCUGAAGCAAGGUGGAGUCCCAUUGGUAGCGUCCUGCAUUGCUGCUGCAGAACAAUCCAGUGUGCCUAUAACUGUUCACUAUGAUCAUGGCACUUCCAAAUCAGACUUGCUUCAAGCUCUUGAGAUGGGAUUUGAUUCAGUCAUGGUUGAUGGUUCCCAUCUAACUUUAGGGGAGAACAUCUUAUACACAAAGAGCAUAUCUUCCUUGGCUCAUGCAAAAGGUUUACUUGUGGAAGCUGAAUUGGGUAGACUCUCAGGAUCUGAAGAUGGCUUGACAGUUGAAGAAUACGAAGCGAGAUUUACUGAUGUCGCUAAGGCUGAGGAAUUUAUUGAUGAGACAAGCAUUGAUGCUCUAGCAGUUUGCAUUGGAAAUGUUCAUGGAAAAUAUCCAUCGAGUGGACCAAAUCUCAGGCUUGACUUGCUAAAGGACCUUCGUGCAUUAACCUUAAAGAAAGGAGUUAGCUUGGUUCUCCACGGAGCAUCUGGUCUUCCUCAUGAGCUUGUACAGGAAUGCAUAAACUUGGGCGUGAGGAAAUUCAACGUGAACACUGAGGUCCGAAACAGCUACCUGGAGUCCCUUAAAAAGCCAGAAAAGGACCUCAUCCAAGUUAUGGCAUCUGCUAAAGAAGCAAUGAAAGCUGUCGUCGCAGAGAAGCUACACCUCUUUGGAUCAGCUGGGAAAGCCUGAACGCAGCAGACCCCACACAAAUAAGUGGCGCCGGCAACCCACACGACAGCUUCCUCUGUUUGGUACUAACGUUGUUCAGCCGCAGUACCUUCAAGCGAACUGCAGUUGGAGCCUAUGUAAUCUGAACUUCUGAAUUUGGGACAUUGGCUCAAGUGUUUCAUGGGAUAUUCUGUCAUUGUGCAUACCUGCUACUUCAUUGCAAGUUUGCAACAUGAUGCAGAUGGCACAAUCAAGGCCUUUAGUAAUAAUGUUUUGUGGCAAAAUGCUCCUUCGUUAAUAAAUGCUGGCGUGUUUAUUGCCGUUCAAUUGAUGCGUCUUUAUGCGCUCUUUCUUUUGGGAGCUUUCAAUAUACUGCAUUUGUCUUUUGUGCAAUGUAAUACUAUUCAAUA